AUGCGUCGACUGCAUUGCCUUGCCAUUCUGUUUCCAUUGACUUUUGUCGUGAGAAUCAAUGGAUACACCAAGCCGUGUAUCUACCAAGCCGAAAAAUGUGGCUAUACAUUGAUCGCAGCCUACGGUUAUACCGUGAAUGAGCUUAUUGCUGCCGUCAAUCAGACAGCUUCCAUCCCACCCAUUACAUCAGACCAACUUGCCCAGGUCAUAUUCCACUGUGAGAAUAUAUAUGGAGCCCUCAUUGGAAACUCCUUUUGUUUCAAUGGAUGCUUAGAUUCUCGGAACCCGACCAUGGAUGACGACUGCCGAGUAGCAGGCAAUGGCUCGGCCCCGGGUACUGUCACCGUCACAGCUACUACAACAUCAAUAUCAACAUCAACACUUACAGUCACAAGCCCAGGAAACACAACUACAACCACUGUUACUUCUGGGUAUGCUUUUACAUGCUUUACUGAGCACAAGGCUUGGUGUUUUGGAGGGAGUAAUACAUCAUACAUGGAUUCUUAUACACUGUACUCAGCAACUGCUACAGCAGCGUGGCUUACAGAAGUUUGA
Messenger RNA from Penicillium taxi, 555 nucleotides. RefSeq lists its product as uncharacterized. The transcript is spliced from 2 exons. The record is from RefSeq and is a predicted model, not a curated record. Bases 1 to 555 code for a protein of 184 amino acids. NCBI's taxonomy places the organism in Eukaryota, Fungi, Ascomycota, Eurotiomycetes, Eurotiales, Aspergillaceae.